UACCACCACCCUCCCCCUUCCCCCUCCUCCUGUACACCCCUUCACGUCCUACUACUGUGCACGACCCUCCAUGGCUUUCGUCUUUAAGCGAGGGCGCAAGGAACGCGUCCAGUUUGACAAGAUCACUGCCAGGAUCAACAAGCUAUGCUAUGGGCUAGACAAGGAGCACGUUGACCCCAUCGGGAUCUCCCAGAAGGUCAUUGCGGGUGUCUACCAAGGAGUAACAACAGUAGAGCUUGACAAUCUUGCUGCCGAAACGGCUGCAUACCUCACCACCAAGCACCCUGACUAUGCCAUUCUUGCCGCACGGAUCGCAGUCUCUAACCUCCACAAGGAGACCAAGAAGCACUUCUCCGCUGUCAUCAGUGACCUAUAUCACUACAUCGACCCCAAGAACGGCAAGCCUGCGGGCCUGAUCGCAAAAGACGUGUAUGAGCUCGUCAUGGCCAAUGCCGAGCAGCUCGACUCUGCCAUUGUCUACGAUCGCGACUUCAACUACAACUACUUCGGUUUCAAGACCUUGGAGCGGUCCUGUCUCUUCAAGCUCAACGGACGUAUCGCUGAGCGCCCUCAACACCUGCUCAUGCGUGUCGCUGUUGGCAUUCAUGGCACUGACAUCGAGAGGGCGAUUGAGACCUACAAUAAGACGUCCCUCCGAUACUUCACGCAUGCAUCGCCGACACUGUUCAACGCGGGUACACCCCGCCCUCAGCUCAGCUCUUGCUUCCUCGUCUGCAUGAAGGACGACUCUAUCGAGGGCAUCUACGACACCCUCAAGAACUGUGCUAUGAUCAGCAAGACUGCGGGUGGUAUUGGCCUCAACAUUCACAAUAUUCGUGCUACUGGAUCGUACAUUGCGGGGACCAACGGUUACUCGAACGGUAUCGUACCCAUGCUUCGCGCAUACGACGCGACUGCCCGCUAUGUCGACCAGGGUGGUAACAAGCGACCCGGGGCCUUUGCCAUCUACCUCGAGCCAUGGCACGACGACGUCUUCCAGUUCCUUGACCUCCGCAAGAACCAUGGUAAGGAGGAAGUUCGCGCGCGUGACCUCUUCUAUGCGCUCUGGAUCCCCGACCUCUUCAUGAAGCGUGUCGAGGCCAACGGGAAAUGGUCUCUGUUCUGCCCCAACGAGGCACCCGGCCUCCACGAAGUAUGGGGUGAGGAGUUCGAGCAGCUCUACGAGCGGUAUGAGCGCGAGGGUCGUGCCCGCCGGACCAUUGAUGCCCACAAGCUGUGGUAUGCCAUCCUCGAUGCUCAGAUUGAGACCGGCAACCCCUUCAUGCUGUACAAGGAUGCAUGCAAUGCGAAGUCGAACCAGAAGAACCUUGGUACCAUCAAGUCGUCGAACCUCUGCACGGAAAUCAUCGAAUACUCUUCGCCCGAUGAGACCGCCGUCUGCAACCUUGCGUCUGUCUCCCUCCCCGCGUUCGUUGAAAACGGUACCUACAACUUCCAGAAGCUUCACGACAUUACCAAGACCGUCGCAUUCAACCUCAACCGCAUCAUCGACGUCAACUACUACCCUAUCCCCGAGGCGCGUCGCUCGAACAUGCGCCACCGUCCCAUCGGCAUCGGCGUGCAGGGUCUCGCCGAUGCGUUCAUGGCUCUGCGUAUGCCUUUCGACUCUCCGGAGGCGCGGGAGCUCAACAAGAAGAUCGCGGAGACGAUCUACCACGCCGCGGUCGAGGCGAGUAGCGACAUCGCUGCUGUCGAUGGACCCUACGAGACGUAUGAGGGUAGUCCUGCGUCCAAGGGCGAGCUGCAGUACGACCUCUGGGGUGUCACUCCCACGGAUCUUUGGGACUGGGCAACGUUGAAGGCGAAGGUGGCCAAGACUGGUUUGAGGAACUCGCUGCUCGUCGCACCUAUGCCUACUGCGUCAACGAGUCAAAUUCUGGGCAACAACGAAUGUUUUGAGCCCUACACGAGCAACAUCUACACUCGUCGUGUGCUCGCUGGAGAGUUCCAGAUCGUCUGCCCCUGGUUGUUGCGUGAGCUCGUCGAGCUCAAUCUCUGGGAUGACCAGAUGAAGAACACGAUCAUCGCCAACCACGGCUCCGUCCAGAACGUCCCUAACAUCCCCGAUGACAUCAAGGCGAUCUACAAGACCGUCUGGGAGAUCAGCCAGAAGAAGAUCCUGGACAUGGCCGCCGACCGCGGCGCGUUCAUCGACCAGAGCCAGAGUCUCAACGUUCACCUGCAAUCGCCGACGACAGGCCAGUUGACGAGCAUGCACUUCUACGGCUGGAAGAAGGGCUUGAAGACCGGCAUGUACUACCUGCGCACGCGUCCAGCGGCACAAGCCAUCCAGUUCACCGUCGAUCAGACCGCCCUCAAAGCGGCGAACAAGCAACCGUCUGCCGUCGUCAACGGCGUUGCUCUGCCCUCGACACCGAGUAGAGUGAUUAAGCAAGAGCCCGUCACACCCUCCCUGCGCUCUGAUCCCCCGUCGCCUUCGGUUGCCAGCACUGUCACGUCUGACUCAGAGGACGCCAAACUCGCAAACGGGACUGCUGCCCUCUCGCUCGAUGAGCGGACGCAGAAGGCAGCGGAGCAGGAUCCGGAGUUCGCGGCAGCCCUGCAGCGUCAGCGGGACAGAGAGCUCGAGCAGGCGAAGCUGAUGUGCUCCUUAGAGAACAAGGAGGCUUGUGUCAUGUGCUCUGGCUGAGUUGUCUGUCGGGUUCUAGAGUGUCGAGUAUGUUGGUAUGGCAUAUCCUAUCGUGUAUCCCUGCAAUCCGUCUACUAUCCUUGUUGCAUUCUGUAUUAGAUUCCAUCUGCCUGUUGUAUACCUAUGUGUUCUCCAUAUGCAUGUUUCAAUUCCCGCCA
Molecule: messenger RNA, 2829 nt
Organism: Rhodofomes roseus
Lineage: Eukaryota; Fungi; Basidiomycota; Agaricomycetes; Polyporales; Fomitopsidaceae
Product: ribonucleotide reductase alpha subunit
Exons: 11
Coding region: 71-2671 (866 amino acids)
Biological process (GO): deoxyribonucleotide biosynthetic process; DNA replication
Cellular component (GO): ribonucleoside-diphosphate reductase complex
Molecular function (GO): ATP binding; ribonucleoside-diphosphate reductase activity, thioredoxin disulfide as acceptor
Source: RefSeq, a predicted model, not a curated record